AGAGCGAGUGAAAUCAUGGGUCAUGGAAGUAUUGGGUUUUUGAUCCCUUUGGAUAAAAAUCUUGAGGAAGAUGUUUCAGCAAGGAAGAUUGCGCUUUCUCAAGGCCCUAACUUUGUUGGUCGCGAUUCCAUCCCAGUUUUGGAUAAGAGGCUCAGCCGCAAGCAUAUCCUUUUGAAUUCCAACCCAGAUGGUUCUCUUGAAAUUGUUGUGGAAAGCUCAAACCCAAUUGUAGUUAGAUCAUUGGACCAGAGGAGGAAAGUUCUUUCUGGAGAGAAAGUAAAAGUCAAGGGUGGUGAUAUAGUUGAGUUGAUCCCAGGACAUCACUUUUUGAAGUAUGUCAAUUUGUCUGAUGAGAACAAAUCAUCUCCAGUAAGUAACCAGAAGAGGAAAUGUAAUGAAGUUACCCAAGUUGAUACAGAUCACAGGAGAGCUGCAAAGGGUAAACGGAUUGACAACUCUCAAGAUGAAGCCAUGGCUAGAAACCUUAAGGAAGACAUAGAAAGCUCCUCGAUGGAGGCAAUACGUGGUUUUACAAUUGAUAAUGAUAAACUGCCCUUGACUUUCCGUCUUCUAAAAGUUCAAGGGCUUCCAGCAUGGGCUAAUACAUCGUGUGUGUCUAUUACUGACGUAAUUCAGGGCGACAUAUUGUUGGCAUUCCUUUCGAAUUACAUGGUUGACAUUGAUUGGCUGUUAUCAGCUUGUCAAAUACUCAAGAAAGUACCUCACGUGAUGGUAAUUCAUGGCGAGAGUGAUGGCACAUUGGAUUAUAUGAAGAUGAAAAAGCCUGCUAAUUGGAUUCUGCAUAAGCCUCCACUUCCGAUUUCUUAUGGAACGCACCACUCAAAGGCAAUGUUGCUGGUGUAUGCUAAAGGGAUUAGGGUUAUUGUGCAUACGGCGAAUCUAAUACAUAUUGAUUGGAAUAAUAAAAGUCAAGGUUUGUGGAUGCAAGAUUUUCCUUGGAAGGAUCAAACUAAUAGUUCUUCAAACAUGGUGUGUGGAUUUGAAACUGACUUGAUUGAAUACCUUAGUGCCUUAAAGUUGCCUGAAUUUAUUGCAAAGUUACCGGCCCUGGAAAAUUGUAAAAUCAAUUCAUCAUUUUUCAAGAAGUUUGACUACAGUGAAUCAGCGGUGAGGUUAGUUGGUUCAGUUCCAGGUUAUCAUAAUGGCUCCAAUCUGAAAAAAUGGGGACAUAUGAAGCUGCGAACCAUUCUCCAAGACUGUGUUUUUGACAAAGAAUUUCGGAAUUCCCCUCUUGCUUACCAGUUUUCCUCCCUUGGUUCUUUGGAUGAGAAGUGGAUGUCUGAGUUUGCCACAUCCUUGUCUUCGGGAGUUACAGAAGACAAAAAGCCUCUCGGUUUAGGAGAAUCUCUAAUAAUAUGGCCAACUGUCGAAGAUGUUAGGUGCUCUAUAGAGGGUUAUGGUGCAGGAGGUGCAAUCCCAAGCCCAUUAAAGAAUGUGGAAAAAGAAUUCCUGAAAAAAUAUUGGGCCAAAUGGGCUGCAAAGCACUCGGGUCGUUGUCGAUCCAUGCCCCAUAUAAAGACAUUUACUCGAUAUAAUGGUCAAGACCUAGCAUGGUUCUUAUUGACAUCGUCGAACCUCAGCAAAGCUGCCUGGGGAGCGCUACAGAAAAACAAUUCUCAGCUGAUGAUUCGCUCGUACGAGCUUGGAGUAUUAUUCUUGCCGACUCAAGUCAAAGAGCACGGUUACAGGUUUUCUUGCACAAACAAUGGCAACAAGGCCUUGGAAAUAAGCAAAUCUCUGGAAAGUGGUUCUGAAAUGAAAAAGAAGAGACGAAAGCUUGUGACUCUGGCUUGGCGAGGAAGCGAGAAUAUGGAUUCGAAUGAAGUAAUUCGUUUGCCCGUGCCUUAUGAGCUCCCUCCAAAGCGUUAUACAUCUCAAGAUAUUCCCUGGUCCUGGGACCGAAGAUAUCAGACUAAAGAUGUAUAUGGUCAAAUUUGGCCUAGGUAAGAUGUUUAGUUAUACAGCUCUCUCAACAUUCAACUAGUUUAGACCAAAGACGAGGAAUAUGGUCAGUUUUUAACAGAAGAACUCGAUGAUUAUUAAGAGUUUGAUUUAGCUUGUUCUCUCAAUAGCUUAUUUAGUUUCUACUUAUGUGUUAAUCUUGUAAGUACCCUUUAUAUUCAUAACAAGGUCAUGAAUAGGAUUCCCUCUUUUA
Messenger RNA from Impatiens glandulifera, 2176 nucleotides. RefSeq names its product tyrosyl-DNA phosphodiesterase 1. The record is from RefSeq and is a predicted model, not a curated record. Gene Ontology annotation, molecular function: protein binding; double-stranded DNA binding; 3'-tyrosyl-DNA phosphodiesterase activity. The transcript has 16 exons. Gene Ontology annotation, cellular component: nucleus. Lineage: Eukaryota; Viridiplantae; Streptophyta; Magnoliopsida; Ericales; Balsaminaceae. Bases 16 to 1968 code for a protein of 650 amino acids. Gene Ontology annotation, biological process: single strand break repair; double-strand break repair.